GACUCUGGGACUUGUGGGACUGUGGCCGUUUUCGCAAUUUGGGCUGGACGAAAAAGACGGUCCUGCUUUCCCGGUCGCCGCUGUCGGGAAGGGCUGCAGGGUGUCCGCGAGACCCGCGGCCCGGCGAGCUGACCCCGCCUCGCCUUUCCUGCCUAGCCCUCAUUCCACGGAGCCGGUCGCGCCCGGUCCUUGCGCGACGCUCCCCGGCCCCGGCCGCCUGGUCUGGCGCUGGAGGCCGGAGUCCCGCGGCCUGUGCUGGGUCCGCGCACACCCAGCGGCGGCGGAUGGGCGGCCGGGGCGGCCGGGCCUGAGCGCGGCCCGGGCUGUCAGGUGGAGAAGCCGAGGCCUGGAGAGGGGCACCUGGCAAGUUGUUGACUGGGGGCCUGGGCUCUGGAGACAGACAGCCUGGAUUGCUGGCCUGGCAAGUGGCUGCCCCUCUGAGCUCCACGUUCACAAUGCGGAUAACAUAAGUACCUCCCUCCCAGGGUUGGAGGCCAGGGCUCAGAGGGCUGGCUGCUGGUGGGAUGGACACCCUGGAGGAGGCGACUUGGGCCAAUGGGAGCACAGCGCUACCCCCACCCCUGGCACCAAACAUCAGUGUGCCUCAUCGCUGCCUGCUGCUGCUCUACGAAGACAUUGGCACCUCCAGGGUCCGGUACUGGGACCUCUUGCUGCUCAUCCCCAAUGUGCUCUUCCUCAUCUUCCUGCUCUGGAAGCUUCCAUCUGCUCGGGCGAAGAUCCGCAUCACCUCCAGCCCCAUUUUUAUCACCUUCUACAUCCUGGUGUUUGUGGUGGCGCUGGUGGGCAUUGCCCGGGCCGUGGUAUCCAUGACGGUGAGCACCUCGAACGCUGCAACUGUUGCUGAUAAGAUCCUGUGGGAGAUCACCCGCUUCUUCCUGCUGGCCAUCGAGCUGAGUGUGAUCAUCCUGGGCCUGGCCUUUGGCCACCUGGAGAGUAAGUCCAGCAUCAAGCGGGUGCUGGCCAUCACCACAGUGCUGUCCCUGGCCUACUCUGUCACCCAGGGGACCCUGGAGAUCCUGUACCCUGAUGCCCAUCUCUCAGCUGAGGACUUUAAUAUCUAUGGCCAUGGGGGCCGCCAGUUCUGGCUGGUCAGCUCCUGCUUCUUCUUCCUGGUCUACUCUCUGGUGGUCGUCCUUCCCAAGACCCCGCUGAAGGAGCGCAUCUCCCUGCCUUCUCGGAGGAGCUUCUACGUGUAUGCGGGCAUCCUGGCACUGCUCAACCUACUGCAGGGGCUGGGGAGUGUGCUGCUGUGCUUCGACAUCAUCGAGGGGCUCUGCUGUGUAGAUGCCACAACCUUCCUGUACUUCAGCUUCUUCGCUCCGCUCAUCUACGUGGCUUUCCUCCGGGGCUUCUUCGGCUCGGAGCCCAAGAUCCUCUUCUCCUACAAAUGCCAAGUGGACGAGACAGAGGAGCCAGAUGUACACCUACCCCAGCCCUAUGCUGUGGCCCGGCGGGAGGGCCUGGAGGCUGCAGGGGCUGCUGGGGCCUCAGCUGCCAGCUACUCGAGCACGCAGUUCGACUCUGCCGGCGGGGUGGCCUACCUGGAUGACAUCGCUUCCAUGCCCUGCCACACUGGCAGCAUCAACAGCACAGACAGCGAGCGCUGGAAGGCCAUCAAUGCCUGAGAGCGGCUGCCAGGGCCUGUGGAGGACAGGCCAGAGAGGAGGCUGGCGGGCCCAGAGUCCCCGGGGGAGGAGGACCAGGUCAAGGGACCUUCUGUGGGCGGUAGCCCUGUGUGGCCCUGUUCCCACCAUGAGUCUGGAGGCCCCGCCUCCCUGGGGCUCCCAAUCCCUUUUGCCAUCUCUGCUCUCACUGGGGACCCUCCUCCCCUUCCCACCUGCUCUCAUACUGCUCAGUGACAUGGCCCAGGCUUUCCUUCCAGGGCCAUGCUUGGCAAGGUUGGCUGAGGGCACCCUCCUUCUCUGCACCCUUGGCACGGGGGCAGGGCUGGCUCUCCCAAUGCCUCCAUCCCAUCCCCAUGGUGCUUUGGCCUCCUCAAAGCAUCCACCAUGGUGGAUGGACUGAAGUGUGUAUAUUUUCUUGAUCUAUUUUUUAAUAAAAAGGAAAAGGAGCAGAA
Messenger RNA from Gorilla gorilla gorilla (western lowland gorilla), 2098 nucleotides. It is a transcript of the gene TPRA1, whose product is annotated as transmembrane protein adipocyte associated 1. Lineage: Eukaryota; Metazoa; Chordata; Mammalia; Primates; Hominidae. Gene Ontology annotation, biological process: G protein-coupled receptor signaling pathway. The record is from RefSeq and is a predicted model, not a curated record. The coding region runs from base 525 to 1646 and encodes 373 amino acids. Gene Ontology annotation, molecular function: G protein-coupled receptor activity. The transcript has 12 exons. Gene Ontology annotation, cellular component: plasma membrane.